Molecule: messenger RNA, 669 nt
Organism: Fragaria vesca subsp. vesca
Lineage: Eukaryota; Viridiplantae; Streptophyta; Magnoliopsida; Rosales; Rosaceae
Product: cytochrome c oxidase assembly factor 5-like
Exons: 1
Coding region: 235-450 (71 amino acids)
Biological process (GO): mitochondrial respiratory chain complex IV assembly
Cellular component (GO): mitochondrion
Source: RefSeq, a predicted model, not a curated record
AUUCCAGUUGUGGGUAAAUUCUUUUCGUCUUUAUUUAUCUGGGUUUUUGCUUGUUUUCGUGUAGCAUCUGAUUUCUAAUAAACUUAUUUAAGCUUGUAGUUCCUAUCUGCACGUAUAGUCAUAUAGAUAUAUGCUUGUACCAGUAAAUCUUGAAAUCCAAUUACCCACUACUGCUCUUUGAUUAAAUUUCGAUUCUUUAUUCAUGUGUUCUCAAGGGACUGAAAAUUUCAGGGGAUGGCGAAGUCUUGCAGCGGGCUGGCAGAUGAGUUAGUCAAGUGUCUAAGUGAGUGUGAUUGCGUCAAGGUUGAGAAGCGUUCGUUCAGGGAAUGUGCUGGAGAGAAGAGCCCUUCUAUAUCAAGCGAAUGUAUUGGUCUCAGGGAAACAUAUUUCAAUUGCAAGAGAGGCCAGGUUGACAUGAGAAAUAGGAUUCGGGGCAACAAAGGCUAUUGAUUAGCGGUAAUGUAAUGCUUUACCAAGUCAUGAAAUAAAGUUUUCUACUUCAAUAGUAGAAGCUAAAGUUUAAAUCUUGAUAUAGCAAAGUUUUCAUCUUGUAUUGAAGUUUUGUGCUUUAGUAGUAGAAGCUAAUGUCUGCUGAAUUAUGAAAUUACUUUUGCAGUUGAGCUGAAGUUUUUGUUUCAUAGUAUAUAAUUAUCUGUGGUUCACUUUUCU